UGGCAUUGCGAUGACGCAUUAGCCCCGCCUCUAUCAGGAAGCGGCUGUCAUGUGACUUGUUUGUUGGCGAUCUGCUGUACGGAACCGCAUAAUUUCAUUACAGACAAACUAGCGCUUGUCCCGGGUAAUUCCCCCUCUCCCCCUUCUCCGCCAUGGACGAGACGAGCCCGCUAGUCUCUCCGCUUCGCGAUUCCAACGAGUUCACCUACGGUCCCGCCGAGCCGACGAGUCCCCGGGGCGGAUUUGGAGGGACGCCGGGCUCCGUGGUGCGUCUCCCGGCGGGGAGUCCCGGACGCAGCCGCGAGCGACAGCCGCUCCUGGACCGAGACCGAGGAGCGUCGGCCCGCGACCCGCACAGGAACGAGUUCCCGGAGGAUCCGGAGUUCAGAGAGAUCAUCCGGAAGGCGGAGCGGGCCAUCGAUGAGGGCAUCUACCCCGAGCGCAUCUACCAGGGCUCCAGCGGCAGCUACUUCGUCAAAGACACCGGAGGGAAGAUCAUCGGCGUCUUCAAACCAAAGAACGAGGAACCAUACGGACAGCUGAACCCCAAAUGGACCAAAUGGCUUCAGAAGCUCUGCUGUCCGUGUUGUUUCGGCCGGGACUGUCUGGUCCUGAAUCAGGGCUAUCUGUCAGAGGCCGGCGCCAGUUUAGUGGACCAGAAACUAGAUCUCAACAUCGUGCCGCGCACCAAGGUGGUGUAUUUAGCAAGCGAUACGUUUAAUUACAGCGCCAUCGACCGAGUGAAGGCUCGAGGAAAGAGGUUAGCGCUAGAAAAAAUGCCCAAGGUGGGCCAACGGUUCCACCGGAUUGGCCUGCCACCCAAGGUGGGCUCAUUCCAGCUUUUCGUAGAGGGGUAUAAAGAUGCAGAUUUCUGGCUGCGCAAGUUUGAGGCAGAGCCUUUACCAGAAAACACUAAUCGCCAACUCCAGCUCCAGUUUGAGAGACUGGUGGUGCUGGAUUACAUCAUCAGAAACACAGAUCGAGGAAAUGACAACUGGCUCCUCAAAUAUGACUGUCCGAUGGAUACAUCAAGCAACAGGGACAGUGAUUGGGUGGUUGUGAAGGACCCCAUCAUUAAACUGGCAGCCAUUGACAACGGUCUGGCCUUCCCUCUCAAACACCCAGAUUCAUGGAGAGCCUACCCAUUUUACUGGGCUUGGCUGCAGCAAGCGAAGGUUCCAUUUUCUCUAGAGAUCCAUGAUUUAGUUCUGCCCAAAUUAUCCGACCCGAACUUCAUCAAAGACCUUGAAGAAGAUCUAUAUGAGCUUUUUAAGAAGGACCCGGGUUUCGACAGAGGACAGUUCAAGAAGCAGGUGUCAGUAAUGAGGGGUCAGAUCCUGAACCUGAUUCAGGCUCUGAGGGAAGGGAAGAGCCCGCUGCAGCUGGUGCAGAUGCCGUCGGUGACCGUGGAGACCGCGCGAGCGCCGCAGAGAGCCAGCAGCGAGUCCUACACACAGAGCUUCCAGAGCAGAAGACCCUUCUUCACCCGCUGGUGAUGUGGGCUAAUGCGUGUGUACAGCCCGAUUACAGUUACGGUUUUCGGUGGGAUUUUGGGAACAACCAGAGUAGGAAUAACUGAUGAGAAACACGUAGUUCUGAAGGAACACAUUGCCUUGUUUACUGUUACACUGAAUGAACACACGAAGCCGCGCUCGGAAUUACCUGCAUGUUAAAAACACGAUGAAGGAGAAACUUUCUGCUGUAGUAAAACCUAAACGCUUGACGGCUCCUUCCCGGCACUGGAACUGCAUAAUUCGUGAGAGUUUUCUUCUCAUCCCUACUUUAUUUUUUUUCAUUAGCUUUAUAUUUUUCUCUAUUUUGAUGCCUGCAUGUCUGGCGUUCAUACCCUGGAGGCGGAGUCACCUCAGCGCUCCACCGAGCGCGUGCACACACACUGGAACGUUCCAUUCUCGCAGUGACAUUCUUUUUUUGUUCGUUAUUUGAUUUAAUUUGAAAAUAUGAAAGUCAUUGUAAUUUUUUUCAACAAUGUAUUCACAGGUGUCAACAAAACUGACCUUAAAAGGUGAGACUGGACUGUAUCAUUUGUAUGUAAUGUAUUUAAUGUAAGAUUAUAUAAUCAUGCGGUACUCAAUAAAAGAAAAGACUCGAGGUUGA
This is a messenger RNA of Carassius gibelio (silver crucian carp), 2115 nucleotides long. Its product is annotated as phosphatidylinositol 4-kinase type 2-alpha. The coding region runs from base 153 to 1496 and encodes 447 amino acids. The transcript is spliced from 9 exons. Gene Ontology annotation, cellular component: endosome; lysosomal membrane; plasma membrane. Gene Ontology annotation, biological process: phosphatidylinositol phosphate biosynthetic process; endosome organization; Golgi organization. NCBI's taxonomy places the organism in Eukaryota, Metazoa, Chordata, Actinopteri, Cypriniformes, Cyprinidae. The record is from RefSeq and is a predicted model, not a curated record. Gene Ontology annotation, molecular function: 1-phosphatidylinositol 4-kinase activity.